Messenger RNA from Glarea lozoyensis ATCC 20868, 1098 nucleotides. RefSeq lists its product as uncharacterized. The transcript is spliced from 6 exons. Lineage: Eukaryota; Fungi; Ascomycota; Leotiomycetes; Helotiales; Helotiaceae. The record is from RefSeq and is a predicted model, not a curated record. The coding region runs from base 1 to 1098 and encodes 365 amino acids.
AUGUAUCGAAACUCUGUUCUCCUGGUCCUCGCCAGCCUUGGAAUUGGCAAUGCUCAACUCAACCCCAACCAAGGCGCCGCCAUGAUGCGCUUCGCGUGCUCACAGCUUGUUGUUGAAAGAUUGGAUCCCCUAGUAUCUCCCGGAGUCAUCGGGUCUCCGCAUGUUCAUCAAAUUGUGGGCGGAAACUCUUUCAAUGCGUCGAUGGCUCCCGUUGCAUAUGAUCCGCCUUCGCGCUCAACAUGUACCAGUUGCACCUUCAGCGAGGAUUUCAGCAAUUACUGGACAGCGGCAUUGUACUAUAAAGCAAGAAAUGGCACGUUCAAGAGGGUAGGGCAGUUUGAAAAUGGUGGUCUUGUUCAGAAUGGCGGUAUAACAGUUUACUACAUCCCACCGUACGAUGGAGUCAGCAAUGUCACUGCUUUCCGACCGGGUUUCCGUAUGCUUGCUGGCAAUCCCACCUUACGAAGCACAGCAGGCGAAUCUCGUGGGAUCUGCCAUCGAUGCUUCGAAGGCGAUAACUUUACUCCCUUCGGUGGAGCUCCAUGCACAGGUAACGAUACUUCCGCAUUGCCAGAUCACUUUUGUGCUGGUGGAAUAAGGACAACUGUGACUUUCCCAACCUGCUGGGAUGGUGUGAAUUUGGAUAGCCCGGAUCAUCAAAGUCAUGUCGCUUACUCCACGAUUCCGUUUGAGCCAUACUACGAACCUUUGGCAACACGACCUUAUACAGCAGCACAGGAAAGAGGAAAGUGUCCCGAGGGCUUUCCGGUGAAAUUGCCUCAAUUGAUGUAUGAAAUAAUGUGGGAAACUCGGCCGUUCAACAAAAAGGAACUGUGGAACGAAGAUGGAUCUCAGCCAUUUGUAUAUGCCAUGGGUGAUGCCACUGGCCACGGACAGCAUGGUGAUUAUAUUUUUGGUUGGAAAGACGAUUCCCUCCAACGCGCAAUCAACGCCAGAUGUCGCAAUGAUAAGUGCAAAGAAUUGAAAAGCCAAUCGAACGAAGCAGCAAUGAGCUGUACGGUACCGCAGACCAUGAAAGAAGAUGUUGAAGGAAAUGAAUGGCUAGAAGAACUCCCUGGGGGCGUGAUGGUGAAUUGA